Lottia gigantea (owl limpet) is the source of this 675-nucleotide messenger RNA. RefSeq lists its product as hypothetical. The record is from RefSeq and is a predicted model, not a curated record. NCBI's taxonomy places the organism in Eukaryota, Metazoa, Mollusca, Gastropoda, Lottiidae. The transcript has 4 exons. Bases 1 to 675 code for a protein of 224 amino acids. Gene Ontology annotation, cellular component: secretory granule.
AUGAAGGCGUUAAUAAAUAUCAUCAAAUCCAUAUUCAAUCUCAUCAGAUAUUUAUUAUCUCCCUUGAAAAGAGCAGUAUGUCGCAGACGACGUUCUUCAGAGAGUGAUUUUGCAGCACCAGUCACAGAUCUCAAUUCCUUGUCCAUAGACAUGACACAGUCUUAUCCUGGCAAUAAUGAUAUACAAAUGGAACCAUGGGAUAGUUGGAACGAUGCUGGAACUAAUAAUAGAUCGAAUAAUAACUAUGGCAACCCUACACAACAAUAUAUCAACAAUUACCGCCAAAAUCUCAAAAAACCUGAACCAGAGCCUGUUCCUGAACCUGAUUAUUUUGAAGAUAUGGAACCAUCUCUUAGAAAGACAGCUAAGAUACAUGUAAAGAAGAAACAUGCCGCAGAUAAUAAUAUUAAUAAGAGUGCUAUCUCUAACAGAUUAGCUAUGACUUCAGAUAUUCCUUUACAGACGGGAUCAGAGCUUGAUGCUUGGGAAGAUGAAAAUAAUGCAUGGGAUGAAGUGGGUGAUGAGGAUCUGUCUUAUGAAGCAGAGGUGGCAUUAAAAGAUAAACGCAGAGCUGAACGUCAACAGAGACAAUUGGAACAUCAGAAACGUAAAUUAGAAAAAGAAUCACGAUUAAAUCGUAAAGACAGAGAUAUUGUAGCAGUGAAGUUAUCGUGA